Messenger RNA from Closterium sp. NIES-65, 498 nucleotides. The record is from the annotation of a GenBank genome assembly. Lineage: Eukaryota; Viridiplantae; Streptophyta; Zygnematophyceae; Desmidiales; Closteriaceae.
AUGAUUCCUGAUAAUUGCGCGCUGCUCAACAUCGCAGGCAACUUCUUCUAUGGUGACCCCAUGCUCUACGCCAAUGGCUGCCAGUUCUGCCCCUCGAGGGUCAUUCAGCCCCUUGUCUUGACACCAGCCGACCUCACCAACCCCACUGGUGGCCGCUGUAGACCCCAGGGGGAUGGAGCAAUAAUUGAGAUGACACGCGCAGGGGCCAACAAGAGGGGCGAGGCGAGUCUGCGGCAGAACGUUUUCACGCUGAACAAGCAGAUGGAGUGCACGGCGAACGAGACGCAGCGCAGCAACGACGAGUGCCUGGCAUUCUGCAGCUUGUCGCGGAAGCUGGGGCCAUACGACGGGCACGGAGCGUGUUUGCCGCCGCAGGCGGGGGCAGCAGAGGCGCGCUUCACGUGUGAGUGCUACGACGGAUACGUCCCGACCAACGGCACCCUUGGCUCCACCUGCGCCCGCCCUGCUCCACCCCCUGCUGCAGGUACACUCGCGUGA